AACCAUGGUCCUUGCCCUGGCAACCCUCAUAUCUGCAUUUGGCUCAUCUUUCCAAUAUGGAUACAAUGUGGCUGUGGUUAACUCUCCUGCUCUGUACAUGAAAGAGUUUUACAAUGCCACAUACUUGGGGCGCUACAACAAGCCAAUGGAGGAGAACUUCCUCACUCUGCUGUGGUCCCUCUCUGUCUCCAUGUAUCCAAUGGGGGGAUUUUUUGGGUCACUGAUGGUGGCUCCACUGGUCAACAAACUAGGAAGGAAGGGUACUCUCCUCUUCAAUAACAUCUUCUCCAUUGUCCCUGCUGUCAUGAUGGGAGUCAGUGAGAUCUCAAAAUCCUAUGAGAUUAUAAUUGUAGCCAGAUUUAUAGUGGGCAUCUGUGCAGGGUUGUCAUCUAAUGUGGUGCCUAUGUACCUGGGUGAGAUCUCUCCCAAAAACCUGAGAGGAGCUAUUGGUAUUGUACCAGAACUCUUCAUCACCAUCGGCAUCCUCAGUGCACAGGUCCUGGGGAUAAAAAACAUACUGGGAAACAGCACAGGCUGGACUCUGAUGUUGGGCCUCACUGCCAUCCCUGCCGUGAUCGAGCUCCUGCUGCUGCCAUUUUUCCCUGAGAGCCCAAGGUACAUGCUCAUAACGAGAGGGGACGAGAAGACCGCAAGAAAAGGACUGCAGCGUCUGAGGGGCUGGGAGGACGUGGAUGAAGAGUUGUCAGAGAUGCGGGUGGAGGACCAGUCGGAGCGAGCAGAGGGUCAUCUGUCCGUGCUCGCGCUGUUGUCGAAACGCUCUCUCCGCUGGCAGCUCAUCUCCAUUGUUGUCAUGAACAUGGGCCAGCAACUGUCCGGGGUCAACGCGAUUUACUAUUAUGCAGACAGUAUUUAUGCCACUGCUGGGGUCAAGCCCAGUGAUAUCCAGUAUGUGACCGUGGGAACUGGUGCAGUCAAUGUCUUCAUGACCAUAGCUGCCGUUUUCAUUAUAGAAGCCUCUGGACGCCGUCUCUUGCUGCUCAGUGGCUUUGGGAUCUGCUGUGGUGCCUGUGUGUUACUGACUGUGGCUCUCAACGUGCAGGACUCUGUGACGUGGAUGCCCUAUAUCAGUAUCUCCUGUGUCAUCAUCUACGUCAUUGGCCACGCCAUUGGCCCCAGUCCCAUCCCGUAUGUCCUCACCACUGAGAUGUUCAGGCAGUCUGCACGGCCCGCUGCCUUCAUGGUGGCAGGGUCUGUGCAUUGGCUCUCCAACUUCAUUGUGGGACUGGUCUUCCCUUUUCUGGAGAGAGGCCUGGGCGCCUUCAGCUUCAUCAUCUUCUCCUGCAUCUGUUUGGUUACACUGAUCUACAUCUGGGUGGUGGUUCCUGAGACCAAAAACCAGACAUUUUUGGAGAUCUCUCAGGUGUUUGCCAAGAGGAACAGAGUGGAGAUCAAACUAGAUUUAAACCACGAGCCCAGAGGGAGGUGUUGGGACAUCAGUAGAAAACGCCCAUUGCUCUGCCCAGAAGCAGCAGCAGUAAUGUUGAACCAUCCUCAAAGUUACUUCAGAGGUUCUUCCUAA
Boleophthalmus pectinirostris (great blue-spotted mudskipper) is the source of this 1540-nucleotide messenger RNA. RefSeq names its product solute carrier family 2, facilitated glucose transporter member 5-like. Gene Ontology annotation, cellular component: membrane. Gene Ontology annotation, biological process: monosaccharide transmembrane transport. The record is from RefSeq and is a predicted model, not a curated record. Lineage: Eukaryota; Metazoa; Chordata; Actinopteri; Gobiiformes; Gobiidae. Bases 5 to 1540 code for a protein of 511 amino acids. Gene Ontology annotation, molecular function: hexose transmembrane transporter activity. The transcript is spliced from 12 exons.